Messenger RNA from Procambarus clarkii (red swamp crayfish), 2269 nucleotides. Its product is annotated as facilitated trehalose transporter Tret1-2 homolog. NCBI's taxonomy places the organism in Eukaryota, Metazoa, Arthropoda, Malacostraca, Decapoda, Cambaridae. Gene Ontology annotation, biological process: transmembrane transport. The record is from RefSeq and is a predicted model, not a curated record. Gene Ontology annotation, molecular function: transmembrane transporter activity. Gene Ontology annotation, cellular component: membrane.
GUACUGGAUGGGUGAGUAAGCACCCAGUGUGACAUUUGUGUUGGCACAGUUUACUGUGACCCGCCAUCUUGCCUAAUCCGCUCAGUCUGCUUCCAACCUUCGGCUGAGUCGGUCACGUGGACAGUUGCCCUCCGCCAGUGGUCGCUACAACGCCCUCAACCUGUACUGGAGAACAUUAAACUGCAAACAAUAUAUCUCCCCUUCACAACAACGUUACAGUCUGGCACCUGUUCAUCUCUACAUUAAUUCAGAGUACUCAGGAAAUUCGCCAUGAGGAAGCAGGUGGCUGAAGAUGCAAGUCCGUCAGAAACUGCGCUUCACAGGGAGUGUGAGCUUUGUGGGGAAGACCCGGCGGGAGAAUACGGCAGCAGUUGUCACCAUCCGGAGGACUCUGCCUCCUCCACGUCGCCUGAGCCCAGUGACGGCUCCCGAGCUGCUCUGCUGCCACAGGUUAUGGCGACGGUCGUUGCAGCUCUCGCCCAAGUGGACAUGGGUGCUAUGAUUGGUUUUGCGGGAGUGACUCUACCACAACUUAUGGACAAAACUUCAGGCGACCUCGUACUGGACACCUCACAGUCAGCCCUCUUUGGUAGCAUGAUGUUCUUGGGCGCCAUGUUGGGGUCCUCCAUUGUUGGUUUGCCUAUGGUGCGUUUGGGCCAGCGAGUGACGCUCCUGUUGGCUCUACCCUUAUCACUGACCAACUGGCUCGUCUUGGCCACCGCACCCACGGCCUGGCUCAUCUUGGCCUCCCGCUUCACUCAGGGCAUCGUCUUCAGCUUCCUGGCAAAUGCUGCCUCGACUUACGUAGCAGAGCUUGCCCACAGCACACUGCGAGGGAGCCUGUCCUCUAUUCUAGACCUUUCUCGUCAGAUUGGCAUUCUUCUGGUAUAUGCUAUAGGAAGCUCAAGUCUAAAUUGGCGAAAAGUGGCAAUGACGUGUGGAGUUUUAAACACUGUUAUUCCAUUUAUUGGACUGUUGAAAUUACCAAGCUCACCACGGUGGUUAGCCACGCGAGGAUAUAAUGACAGAGCUCUCAAAUCCUUAGUCUUCUUCCGGGGCUCAAGCUACGAUGUUCACAGCGAGAUGAAGGGCAUUACAGAGCAGCUCGGUACAACGUCAUCUGAUAGAAGAACUAUAUUAGAUCAGCUUCGAGAACUUCGAAAGCCAUCGAUACUUAGAUAUAUUAUCAUCAUGUCAUUUGUUUUGUAUUUUUAUCACUUCAGUGGCGCAAUGGUUAUUCCUACAUAUAUCGUAGUUAUUGUUAACAUUGCAAAUGUUAAUAUAAGCUCGUAUUUGUGUGCCGUUGUUAUAGGUAUUGUUCGAGUUAUUGGGACGUUGUUCUUUAUUUGCGUCAUAGAUAAGAUUGAUCGCAAGCCUUUAUUCGCAAUUUCUUCUGUUCUGUGCAGCUUGUGUUUGAUUGGAGUAGGCAUUUUCUUCUUUGACCAGGUUCACGGCCAACACCUCAAAGACCACACCUGGUUACCAAUCACUUGCCUCGCAGUCUAUUCGUUUUUCUCUGUAUCUCCAAUUGUUAACGUUCUUCGAAGUGAACUUUUUCCGAGUUCUGUUCGUUCGGUCGUUGUUCCUCUUUUAUACACAAUAUUCUUUAUUGGGGCAUUUACCACUGUAGAGGCGUAUCCUUACCUCGUGGAAGCGUUGGGGAUCUAUGGGGCAUUUUGGAUCUCUUCUGGUUUCAUCAUUCUUCUGGUUGUUAUUGUUGUCACUACUAUUCCCGAGACUCGAGGCAAAACUCUGGAGGAAAUAACAGAGUUACAGAGUCUGAGGAGAAGUGCGUCCGAACACUUCGCAGGUGUUUGAUGGGAGAGAAACCGAGGGAUAUAAGAUUGACCACAGCUGGCAUAAGAUAGAUACUCUCUCUAUAGCUAUAGGAUUUAUUCCCUCUAUGGCUGUUGCUUAGAGACAUAGUUUUGUUGGAGAUAGGAAGCAUGUUUGUAUGUGUAUAUAAUAUAUAUACUUUAGGCUUGUAUUUAGGUCCCCCAGGUAAAACUUCUGACCUUCCGCAGAAUGUAACGCCACAUUUGCCUAACUUUUCAGUACCUUUUUAGUUCUGGGUGAACUCCUGAGGCAUUAGGUGGAAACAAACUUACCCAACCAUUUCUGUACUCCUCGGGAAUCAAACCUUCGGGCAUUGUCCCAUACUUCUUGGGGAGCGGAUAGGCGCACUCUCCUUGCUUUACAUUCCUCUCUCGUCCUGUCUAAGCUCGAUUAUGGUUGCCCUGCUUACUCGUCUGCUUCUCCUCCUACUCUU